AUCCAUUCAAGAGAAAAAUUAUGUUAUUUGUGCUGAUGCCCAGCUCUUUAAAGCUCAUGUAAGUGGCAGAAUUACUGCAAUAUAGUAUCAACAGUGAGUGUCAGAAAACACAGUGUUGCAGUAUUUUUAAAGUGUCUACAAGAUUUCCCCAUCAUUCAUACUGCUGCAGUCUCAUCAGUAUUAUCACCAACUGCAUUAAGAGUUUAUUCAUGCAAGGUUCUACAAAUGUGUAUCACCAUGUGCUGCACUAAAUAAUUCCCAUACUCAUGUAUUUUAAGGAAUAUGUAUUGAAUAAGUUUCUUAAUAAUAUUUUAUUGUAAUAUAAAUUUUGUUAACCUGUAUUGAUAUAUUGGGAUACUUGAGUACUUAUGUAAUCAGUCAUAAAUAUUUCUUAUGUACAUUUGUUCUGACAGCAAGAUAUAUAACUCUAGAACUUUUUUUUAAUAAAAGAUUAGUUAAUAAGUAUAAAACAAUAAGUACACAAAAAUAAGAAAUGUCACUAUGAAUGCCAUGUAUGCUUUCUGUUUUCUGGAAUUAGAUUCGUAGGAUUCUUAUUGACUGUAUUACCUUUCUACAUUACAUAAUUAUUUCUUCAGGCUUCAUUUACAUCUCAUUCUUAAUAAAAGGCAGGUUUUUUCUGGAAUACAUUAUUACCCAGUACCCUUAUUGGCUUGUAAUGUGUGUUUGUGAAGCUCUUUUGAAAAUACUAGUUUUCAAUGAAUACAAUGAUUGGUCUAGUGGUAAAUAUAUGAAACUUUCAUGAAAUAUUGACUGAUUACCUUAGCAUACUAGUAUUUACAUUACUUUUAACAUCAGUAAAUCCAAACCCUCGUUUUAAUAUUUACGUAAAUUAUAACAGUAAUAAAUGUGACAAAAAAUUUUCCAUGAAUAAUUUAUAGACAUGUCAUCUGAAUAGCAUAUCCAAUAUGUAUCUAUAACCUGUGUUGACAGGUAAAAUACAUGUAUUUUUAAAUCAUAUACUAAUGUGCAUGAUAUAAGCACAUAGAAGCAAUAAUUUCACUACACAGUAUUUUCGUCUGGAUUUGCUCCUACAUACAGCAUUAAGUAUAGCCAAAAGACUUUAAAUAAAUCAUAUAAAAUGCAUCAUUUAGGAGAUAAUGCGAAUGAAAAACCACAUCAGUGUCCAGUAUGUCUAAAAGAUUUUUCACACAAAGCUCAUCUAAUAUGUCACAUGAGAUUUCAUACAGGAGAGAAACCAUUUCAGUGUUCAAUAUGUUUCAAAGAUUUUUCACAAAAGUCAUAUCUUAUUGAACACACAAAAAGUCAUACAGGAGAAAAGCCAUAUCAGUGUUCUGCAUGUCUAAAGUACUUUACACAUAAAGCACAACUAAAAAUUCACAAGAGGGUUCAUACAGGAGAGAAACCUUAUCAGUGCUCAGUGUGUUUCAAAGAUUUUACACAAAAAUCACAUCAGAUAAUUCAUAUGAAAGUUCAUACAAUAGAGAGGCCAUAUCAGUGUACAAUGUGUCUAAAGAGCUUUAAACAUAAAUCAACUCUAACUCUUCACACAAGAUCUCAUACAGGGGAGAGACCAUAUAGGUGUUUUGAAUGUCUAAAGGACUUUACGCAGAAAUCAAAACUAACGGUUCAUAUGAGAAUUCAUACGGAAGACAAACCAUUUCAGUGUUCAGCGUGUCUAAAGACCUUUAAGCAAAAACAUAAUCUAUUACUUCACAUGAAAAUUCAUACACAAGAGAAGCCAUUUCCUUGCUCAACAUGUUUAAAAGAGUUUUCACGAAAAGCGCAUUUACUAGAGCACAUGAGAACACAUACAGGUGAAAAACCCUAUCAGUGUUCAGUGUGUCAGAAAAGAUUUUCACACAAUGCAAACCUUAUUCAUCACAUGAGAGUUCAUACAGGGGAAAAACCAUUUAAAUGUUCAGUGUGUCUGAGAAACUUUUCUCAAAAAGCAGAUCUAAUAAAACACCUGACAAUUCAUACAGGAGAGAAGGUAUACCAGUGUUCUGAAUGUCUCAAAAACUUUUCACGUAAAGCUCAUCUUGAAAGUCACAUGAGAGUUCAUACAGGUGAGAAACCAUAUCAAUGUUCAGAGUGUCUUAAAGGCUUUUCACAUAAAACAAAUCUAAUAACUCAUUUAAGAGUUCAUAUUUGAGUCUAACUAUAAAAUGUUCAGUUUCCCAAAGAUUUCUUAAUAAAACUGUCCGAUAUAAAAUGUCAGAAUUUGUAGCAAUGAAUAUAUACUCUCAAGUUAACAGUGCCCCUUAAUUUUUCCUCAUUUGCUUUUAAAGAUCUUCAAGCAAUUUAGAUUGGGUGCAACUUAGUCCAUUCUUGAAAAUAAUCUUAACCCCCACAGUACAUUAUGGGAAGCACAUAUCCAAUUCUGCAUAUGGUGCCAUAGCAAGAAACAUAAUUUAAACGAAAGUCUAAUAAAGUGAUAGUAAUGACAGUGUGAUUUCACAAAAAUAAGGAAUCUACAGUAUUAAAAUACAGUGGACCCCCAGUUAACGAUAUUUUUUCACUCCAGAAGUAUGUUCAGGUGCCAGUACUGACCGAAUUUGUUCCCAUAAGGAAUAUUGUGAAGUAGAUUAGUCUAUUUCAGACCCCCAAACAUACACGUACAAACGCACUUACAUAAAUACACUUACAUAAUUGGUCGCAUUCGGAGGUGAUCGUUAUGCGGGGGUCCACUGUACAAAGCAUUUGAUGCAAGAUCUGCUGUCUCCUUAACCUCAUGCAUGCCUAAGCACAUUUCUCCAGAGGAGAAGGAAUUUACAUCAUUAUAUGACAGUGAUUGCAAAAGUGAUGAUGAGAGAAAUAAUGAGGAAUAUAACCUGAUGGUGAUGCAAGUGACUCACUUUUCUAAGGCCUGGUAAAUGCUUUCCUGGGUCCAUUCCUGCUACAGAAAACUUGAAACAUUCUCAGAAAGGUUAUAUAUGCACUCACACACAAAUAUAGCAAAGAUAGUGUAAUGACAGAAUUUAUGUAAGAUAUCUAAUGUGGCAUUAUGCACUUAUCUGUUUGUCAAUAGGUUUAGUGCUUGUUUUUAAUAAUACAUAAUAGUAAUAAUAUCCAAGUUUCAUGGAUUACUAUACCCCGAAACACAUCAUAUAUAUAUAUAUAUAUAUAUAUAUAGACAUGUAUAUAUAUAAGAAAACUUGUAUACGUAUUGUGUAAAUGCAUAAUUUUGGGGGGGAAUGAAAAGAGUUGUUGAAUUUGAUGUAAGAACACUGCAACCUAGUCAUCACAAGCUAUGAUUUCUCUGCCGGUGAAGACUGAGCUUUAAAUCUGUAACAUUUUAGCAUUCCAUAUCGGCAAGGAUUUAGUAUAUCCCUAAUUUCCUUGUACAGUGGACCCCCGUUUAACGAUAUUUUUUCAUUCCAGAAGUAUGUUCAGGUGCCAGUACUGACCGAAUUUGUUCCCAUAAGGAAUAUUGUGAAGUAGAUUAGUCCAUUUCAGACCCCCAAACAUACACGUACAAACGCACUUACAUAAAUACACUUACAUAAUUGGUCGCAUUGGGAGGUGAUCGUUAAGCGGGGGUCCACUGUAUAUUGUUAUUUAGUCUUUGUUGUUCUGCAAGUGCAUUUGAGAAAUAAUUAAGUUUUUUAGGUUGUACACAGUUUAAGGGCUUUUAAAAGGUACAAAACUAACUUUUAAAUCCAAUAAGGCAUUUGAGAAAUUAUGCUACAUGUGUCCCUUGUGCUGUAGAUGUGUCCCAAGCCCAUGGUAGCUGUAGUAAGAUCAGUCAUGCCAUGAACACUAACUAUAUGCCCUAAUAUAGCUACUGAACAUCACAUAUCCAAAAUGGGACAUUGCAUAAUAGUGAAUUAGUAGAAAGUAAGGGAAGAAUUGCAUGUUUAAGAAGGACUGUUUACAAGAUAAUAUUUAGUAGAACCUGGAAAUUCAUAUAGAAUAUAUGUAUAAGUAUUCAUUAUGUUCAGAUUAUUUUUACAGCAAGGGCAGUUUAAAGUUCCACUUGAAAUUUAAUAAUGGCCCAGGAUGCACUGAAUCUUUGUACAAUAUUCUUUUUCCAUUUUUUGGCUUGUGUUCUAGACAACAUGUCAACAUUUGUUUUAGGAAUCAGUACCACAGAUCAACUAAUAAAUAAAGUUUUUUUUAUGAUCCUUAGUUUCUAUGGUUUUGUUCUUAGAAGCAGCAAAACCUAAUUAAAUACCAAUACUGCAGUAUGAAGAAGAAUUAAGCUUAGGUCUGAAGUAUUAGGCUGCAGGUUGACUAACUGUUCUACUGUUGAAAGUUUAAUGUAGUGAGUCAUUCAAUUUUUUUUCCAUUUGAAGACAAUUCUGUGGAAUUUACAUGCAUUUCUAUUUCUUGAGUCAAAUGUCUACCCUGAUCCCGUUCUCAGCUAUGAAAGGUACUGUACAGUAGUGACUCUUAGCUAAAAUAUUAUGCAUUUCAGCAGUGCAGUAUUGUUUAUUAGUUACAGUCAUCUUUUUUUACUUGGUUCAGUGAUGUUUCUCAGAUGUUUGUAAUCUGAAUGUGACUACAGUAAGCCCUUGAAUAACUGAAUCUUAAUAUAAUGGACUUUUAAAAUAAUGGGAAGAAUCCUCGUAUGUAAAUUGUACUUUUAGAUCCUUUAUUUUCAAUGUUUAUUACAGUAUACAUAAAUUUUGUGGACUUUACUAUAUUAGGCAUAUUACUGGAAUACUUAAAUACCUUUUUAUGAUGUUUUAACAUUAUUCUAAUUUAAAGAACACUUGGGCAGUCUUCUCAAUUAGUUAAUUUUAUUAUGGGUUUACUAUAUGUAUAGUUAUAUUGUGCUGUAUAACUAUAAUUUCUUACUUGGCUUGAAAUGCUACAAUUGGUCUUGCAAAAAAUGUCAAGCUCAUAUGUAUGUGUUUAGUCUCUAAUUUUGUAAAGUUUAAAUAUCACAAUAAACUGAAGUAAUCCCUCUCAUCACAUGGGCAUUAUGUUCCAGAAAACCAGCAUGUAAUGUUUGUAUAACCCUUUGGUGCUUAUUUUGAUUAUAUUAUUAUUGAGCCAUUCAACAAACAGGGCCUUUGUUGUCCCUUACCUUGUUAAACCACCAAAUAAUGGGCAAACAAGUUUUGUUUUUAACUUUCAGUGCACAGGGAUUUUCUACACACUAAAUGGCUUGCAUUUGCACAUAGAAGCAAGCUCAAGUGAUCCUUGUCUGCCUUGAAACUAGAUUUAAAAUUUUCUUGCUGCUAGUGUUGAUGGCAGGAUUAUACUGUUUUCAGAAAUAAUUUCCACAAAGUUGGCCUGAUAACUUCCAGCAGUUGUGUAAUCAACUCGUGCACUCUCACUGCUAAAAUUUAUAUUAUGAAACCAAUUUUGUUUAUAAUGUUCCUUUAAACUGUCCAGCACUAAACUCGUACUGUUGUAAAAACUCUCUCUCUCACAGUUUUAUAGAAGGGUAAGGCUUAGCAGCUUACUUUCUGAGCACUGUUUUUUCAUCAGCCCAUACAUCAGUAACUUUUCUAUCUUAGCUCCAUUGAUUUUUCUGACAUUUUCAGCAGGUGAUAAUCAGCAUCAUUUAUGACAGUCUCCUAUUUUCUUCUCAUUGUCUCAUAAUCCCCAUCACAUGUGAAUUAUCUCAAAAACAAUAUCCGAAUUUCCACUUUAUUCAGUACCACCAUAGAUUCACAUUUAUUCAUCAUUUCGGUACCUCCAUCAUUCAUUCUAGUCCUCUUAGGUGCUAUGGGUAAUAUCCAGUUAAGUUGGUUUGCAUGAAUGUUAAAGUUUAAAAUCUUUGACACUUACAACUUGGAUUAUGAUUAUGACAUUUUGUAAGACAAUUUGUUAUAAUGUUGGUAGUAGUUAUUACUUAUGUUGAAAUAAAUUGGUAAUAGUGCUAACAAUAUGAUGCUUGUAUGAUAUAGAUAAAUGACACUGCUUAUUGAUAAAUUAGACUUUAACAUAAUUAGUCUUUACAGAAUUUAGGUUGAAAAUUUUUGAAGCAAGUGAUGGAGUGGAAACAUUUUACAUAUUCUGGAAAGGAGUUCCAAAUUUUAGGGCCCUUUAUUCACACUGAGUUCUUAGACAAGCUGAAUCGAACAUGUGAUAUGUCAAAGUGGUACUUGUUUCUUUCUCUGCAUCUGUGUGUUCUGUUGCAGCUCUCCAGGAAGAGUGGGAGUGCUGUGUUGGAGAUCGUAUUGUCCUAUAUAUACCCUAUAGAAUGCACAGAAGUAGGUGUGAAUGUUUAGUUAGGUGAGUAAAUUAAGACUUGAGUAUUAGUACCUUGUCUGAAACUCUAUUGGGUGACUAUUCUAAUAACUGAUUUAUGUUGAGUAACAAUAGGUUUUAGGUGUUUACUGUUGUGGAUCUCCAAGCACAGAUACCAUAAAUGAGGCAAUAGAGAGUAAUAUUGUUUGAGGAACAUAGUGUAGUUUUGAUAGAAUGGCCACAGUUUUGAAAAUUUUCGUACAAGGUGCUAUCAAAAAGUUCUAAGACUUGAAUUUUUGCACACCACCUGUGUGAAAUAUAAUGGUAGUGUAGAGCACCUUGCACAGUACACUUCUUUGUGAAGUAGCAUGGUGAGUUUGUGUGGUCAUUUAUUCUGUUGAGGUUAGAUGGGCAUUUUUUGUCUUGUCAGCAAGUUGUUGCAUUUUUUUGAUGUAACAAAAUAGAAUCUUUGAAAGAACAUCAUAUGUGUGUGUAAUUCUGUUUCAAGCUCUGUAAAAUGGUUAGUGAAACUCACAAAAUGCUUCAACAAGUAUUUGGUGAAGCAAUGGUUUUCUCGAUUCAGAGAAGGCUGAACAUCAGUUGAAGAUGAUGAACACAUUGGUUGUACAUCAAUAGCAAAAACAGAUGCCAAAACCGAAAAAGUGAGGAAGGUUAUUCACAAAUAUUGUUGUCAUAGUAUCUAAGACACUGCAAGUGCUAUGGUAAUUUCUUACGGGUCAUGUCAAAGAAUUUUGACUAAAAAUUUGAAAAUGAGGCGAGUGAUUCACCAUGACAAUACCCCUGCUCACACAGCACUGUCUGUUCAGCAUUUUCUAACUAAAAACAACAUGGUAAUCAUACCCCCACCCUCCCUACUUCCCAAGUCUAAUCUCCUGGGAUGUCUUUCUCAUCCCAAAAAUAAAAAUGACACUUAAAAAGUGGCAUUUUAUCAUGGAAGAGAUUCAAGCUGAAUCACAGGCUGUGCUAGAUACCACUAGAAAAGAAGAGUUCCACUGAGAUCAGCGUUUAGCUUCCCAUGGAGAGUGAUUUGAGGGAGACAGCUUCAAGUAGGUGAUUAGGUAAGCCUAUAUAUUUCUCCACGGCAGUUCAGGAACUUUUUUGAUAGCACCUCGUAUAUGCUGAAUGCGAGUGUUGAAUUUCAGGUUGCAGUCAAGGCAUACAUUCAAGAAUUUUCCCCUCGUCUUGUACUGUGUGAUAAUUAUGUAUUUUUAUACCAAAAUGAAUAAUUUUAACCUUACUACCAAACAACAUACAGAAGAUCUUGUCAAUAUUGGGGAUAAGUUUGCUGGUAACCAUCCUGGUAGAAAUCUUUGUGAGCUUGUCAUUGAGGAAAACUGGAUCAUGAUGUGAUUGACAAAUUUUGUGUCAUCUGCCAACAGAUCUGUGGUAAGUUCCUGGGAGGCAUUUGGUAGGCCAUUUAUGUAGAAGAGAAAUGAUAGAGGGCCAAGGACACUAACCUUUGGCACUCCUAUGUUGAUAAUUUAGGUAAAUGAGGAAGUGUUCUUGAUAAUCAUUUGUUUACGUUUCUUUGUAAGGUAGGACUAUGACAAGAGCAUGACCUCUGAUUCCAUAAUGCGUUUGUUUCACCAACAAGAUAUUGUGGUCUACAGUGUCAAAGCUUUGAUAAAUAAAGAGGCCCAGUGGAUAUUCAUUAUUUUCUAGAGUUGAAUAGACAAUUUAGCAUCUUUCGAAUAGCAUUAUUAACACUUUCCUAGCCUAAAGACAAAUUGGCAAGGGUUAUGAAUAUUUUGUUUAGCGAUAAAUGCAUGUACGUAUUCAUUUAUAUGUAUUAUCUUUUCAACGAUUUUUGAUAAUCAGGUUAAGUUAGAGAUUGGCCUUUCGUUGUUAAUAUUAGCUAGAUUUCCACCUUUAUUGGCUGGGGUAACUUACACAAGCUUAAUAUAUUUGGGAAAGUUUGGGUUUCAAGAGAUUUAUUAAACAGAGUUGCAGUAAUAGGUAAUGCCACAUAGGCGGCUCUUAUAUAUGAAUGGUGGAAUACUGCUUUACAUCCUGCCUUAUUUUUGAGCUUUUAGUAUCGAAGUCACCUACGAGUUACCUCCAUACCUCUGUACUAAGCAACAUCAUACAGUGAAAAUUUUUCUAUCUGCAUACAUUGGGACAGUACCCUCUCUGUGAAAAAAAUGUAUUUUACUAUCGUAGAUACAUUUACAAGAUGGCAAUUCUUCAUUCCUUAUCUGUUAAUAUUUUUUUCAGUAUUGUUACCUAUAAGUUGUGUGUUCCAUCUAAUGUACUUUGUUACUUAACGAACGACACAUGCAGAGUAAACUUUUAUUGUGUCAGAGUUUCAAUCCAGAACUAAGUCAAUGACCUGGUAAAGCUGUACAUGAAGUGAAACCUUGUGACAACAAAAGCUUGUUCUCUAACAGCGUCUUUUGUUUAUUACUUUAUGCUACUGUAUCCAGAGUGUUGCUGUACAUUAGUUAGUGUAUGUUUACUGGGCACUUGGUUGUUGGAAAAAGAAAUGGCGU
Cherax quadricarinatus is the source of this 8636-nucleotide messenger RNA. The record is from RefSeq and is a predicted model, not a curated record. NCBI's taxonomy places the organism in Eukaryota, Metazoa, Arthropoda, Malacostraca, Decapoda, Parastacidae.